Messenger RNA from Selaginella moellendorffii, 1611 nucleotides. RefSeq names its product putative glucose-6-phosphate 1-epimerase. Bases 146 to 1159 code for a protein of 337 amino acids. The transcript is spliced from 8 exons. Gene Ontology annotation, molecular function: carbohydrate binding; isomerase activity. Lineage: Eukaryota; Viridiplantae; Streptophyta; Lycopodiopsida; Selaginellales; Selaginellaceae. The record is from RefSeq and is a predicted model, not a curated record. Gene Ontology annotation, biological process: carbohydrate metabolic process.
AAUGUGUUUUAAGCCCUUUCUCCUCCCUGGCGUCAUACCUAAGAGAGGAGAGCGGCUUGAUUUCCUGGCGUGGCGCCGGCGAUAGAUCCACUGCUCCUCGAUCGAUUGUCGAAGAUUUCGGAGCUCCACAGCAGAGUUGGAGGGAAUGGCUGCGAUUCAGGAGCCGCUGGUAACCAGGGAUGCUGCUGGUCUGGAAAAGAUCAUCCUCAAGGAGCCUUUGGGAGCCUCGGCGGAGGUUUAUCUCUACGGGGGACAGGUUGUUUCGUGGAAGAAUGAUCGUGGCGAGGAGCUCUUGUUUCUCAGCAGCAAGACGUCUUUCAAGCCUCCCAAGCCAAUUCGAGGUGGCAUACCAAUUUGCUUCCCGCAGUUCGCGAAUGUUGGAGCGCUCGAGAAGCAUGGAUUUGCGAGGAACAGGCUGUGGUCCAUCGAGACUGACGCUCCUCCCAUCCUGUCAAGCACUAACGCAAGUGGAAGCAAUAGCAGCCGAGGGAGCACUGUCGAUCUCAUCCUCAAGCCUGCGGAAGACGACCUCAAGAUGUGGACACACAAGUACGUCGAAAACAUUUUUUUUCACUGCUGCGAGUUCUAUAUUUUUCUUUCUUUCUCCAGUUUUGAGCUGCGGAUGCGUCUUACUCUCAAGCGAGGCGGCGAUCUUGCGCAAACCAUUCGCGUGAGGAACACUGAUACCAAGCCUUUCACCUUUACGUUCGCUCUGCACACGUACUUCUCGGUGUCAGAUAUCAGUGAGGUUCGCAUUGAAGGCCUGGAGACACUCGACUUUCUGGACAACUUGCAAGACAGGGAGCGCUUCACCGAGCAGGGAGACUCGAUCACUUUCGAUGGAGAGGUGGAUCGCGUGUAUGUCAGCACACCGACGAAGAUCGCCAUUGUUGAUCACGAAAAAAAGCGGACGAUAGUGGUGAAAAAGGAAGGCCUCCCAGACGCAGUCGUGUGGAAUCCAUGGGACAAGAAAGCCAAAGCCAUGGCAGACUUUGGAGACGACGAGUAUUUACACAUGGUGUGCGUGGAGCCAGCAGUGAUCGAGACGCCAAUCACUUUGAAGCCGGGCGAGGAAUGGAAAGGCCGCCAGGAGAUUUCAGUGGUUCCUUCCAGCUACUGCAGUGGUCAGCUUGAUCCGGGCCAAGUCGUGCGCGGCUAGUCGCCACGAAGACAACCACGACGACUACGAAUGCAAGGGAGGUUUUUACACAAGUUCGUUUCGGUUCGUUCCUACAUUCUUUUGCGGCUUUUGUCUGGAGUUACGGUGAUUUUGUGGUCAUAGGAAAAGAGCGGGGAGGUGACGAUGUAACAACAACACUACUUAGGGGGAGGGAGGGGGCAUCCAUCUUUUUGCUUACACCAGGUCUCUUACUAUUAGCGUUCUUCGUCGUUUUUUUUCUUCCCUUUACAUAUUUUGAGGACAAUGUAUAUGAGGAGGCCCCUUCGAUGUCGAUGAAAAGCUUCUAAAAAAUGUACUUACAAAGUAUGUGUGUAUGUGAGGUACAUAGUUGGACGAAAAGGGGUGGUGUUUAUAUUAUAUUGGCUUUCGUCGUCCUUGUAGUCCUCUUUUCAGUGUACGAACACCACGUAACGAGAAAAAUUUGUGUGUCU